UAUUUUCCCCAAAAUGUCGUUCGAUCAAAAGGAGAUUUUCAGUUUAAUGUACAAGCUGGCCCGGCUCAUCGUCCCGGAUACCCGAGUCGAAUAUGAUGCCCAGGGAGCGAUCCAUAUCCCCCUGGACCGCAUGUACGGACCACUCACCAUGAGAUCCUUGAUGAAAUUUCCGAUUGGCGGAACCGAAGAACGUAUGCCUCGUUCGGUUAUUAGAGCCAUGGGAAUGGUGAAGAAAGCCGCCGCCGAGUCGAACAAGGCCAAUGGCAUGGAGGAGCGUCUGUGCGAUGCCAUAUCCCAGGCCUGUGAUGAAGUCAUCUCCGGAAAACUGUACGACGAGGAGCACUUUCCGCUGGUGAUUUGGCAGUCUGGCUCGGGAGAUCACACCAAUGGCAAUGUGAACGAGGUGAUCGCUAACGGAGCCAUCAAGAUCCUGGGCGGCCUGAUGGGAACGAAGGAUCCAGUGGAUCCCAUUGAGCACGUGAAUAUGGGGCAGAGCGACCACGACACCUUCAGCACGGCAGUUCGUGUGGCCGUGGCCAUGGACUUGCAGGAGAAGCUCUAUCCGUCCUUGAGGCUGUUCGGCGAGAUGUUGCGGAAAAAAUCAGAGGAUUGGAAGGACAUCAUCAAGAUCGGACGCACCCAUCUGAUGGACGCGGUGCCUCUGACCCUGGGCCAGGAGUUCAGUGGAUACCAUCAGCAGAUAUUUAAUGGAAAAUCCCGCCUGGACGACUCUCUUUCUAGAUUGUAUAAGCUCCCCAUUGGAGGCACCUUUGUGGGCACGGGUUACAGUACCGUGAAGGGAUUCAACAACAUGUGCGCCAAGCGGAUUGCCGAGCUAAGCUUCCUGCCGUUUGAGUCAUCCCCCAACUGCUUCGAGUCGAUGUCCACCUGCGAUGCCCUGGUGGAGCUUCACGGGGAACUCAACACCAUUGCUGUCAGUACGAUGAAAAUAGCGAAUGACAUUCGAUUCCUGGGAUCUGGGCCGCGAUGUGGUCUGGGCGAGCUGAUGCUGCCGGAGAACGAGCCGGGCAGCUCGAUCAUGCCCGGCAAGGUGAAUCCCACCCAGUGCGAGGCCAUGACCAUGAUCUGUGCCCAGAUCAUGGGAAACCAAGCAGCUAUUAACAUUGGCGGCUUAUCUGGACACUUUCAACUGAAUACCUUUUUACCCAUGAUCGUCUCGAAUGUCCUGCGUUCUAUCACACUCCUGGGCGAUGGCAUCACUUCCUUCUGUGAGAACUGCCUGAAGGGUGCCGAGCCGAACAAACCAAAGAUUACCUCCACCAUGAAGGGCUCCCUGAUGCUGGUCACUGCCCUGAGUCCACACAUUGGAUAUGACAGGGCCGCCGCUAUUGCGAUGGCAGCCCACCAGAACGGCACCACUUUGCUGAAGGAGUGUCAAAACGCUGGAAUCGAGAAACAGGACUAUGAGAGUUGGAUCAAUCCAGAGAAAAUGUUGGCUCCCGAAUAGGUGGAAUCUUCUUAUUAAAUUUGUGUUAGAAGGGAAAUUAUCAAUAAAGUUAUUCUAUUUAGUAUCUUA
Messenger RNA from Drosophila bipectinata, 1537 nucleotides. RefSeq names its product Fumarase 4 (gene Fum4). Gene Ontology annotation, biological process: fumarate metabolic process; tricarboxylic acid cycle; malate metabolic process. The record is from RefSeq and is a predicted model, not a curated record. NCBI's taxonomy places the organism in Eukaryota, Metazoa, Arthropoda, Insecta, Diptera, Drosophilidae. Gene Ontology annotation, cellular component: tricarboxylic acid cycle heteromeric enzyme complex; mitochondrion. Gene Ontology annotation, molecular function: fumarate hydratase activity.